AUGGCGGUGACCAUUGAUGAGAACGAUGAGACAGAUCCGGGGCCGGAGAGGAGUUUGCCGGAAGAGCCAGUUCGGCUUCUGGUUGACCGGGAAGACCACCACAUCGGCCGCUUGCAGGUCUAUAGCUAUGAUCACGUUGGUCUACUUUUCAAGAUCUGCGAGUUGCUGACUGGUCAUGGUGUUGACAUUUGUAGUGCCAUCAUCAACACAUCGGCAAAUGGUAUAGUCUACAAUGAGUUCGAGGUCCGCAUUUCGCGCCCCGCAGACACGGCGGCAGUGAUGGACUGGUGCCGCGAGUUGGAGGAGAUGUUGGAGAAGACCCGAGGCCCCGCCUUUGACAACUCUCUCGUUGCCGUCUCAAAGCGCCUCUCGGUGAACCCUGAUCUGGUCAGUGUUGUCAGCUUCGCAGAGCUUCCUGCAAACAGCGAGCGCGAGCUUCGCUACCAUUUGGUGCUGGAGGGGAUCAAUCAGGCCGGUCUGCUGACGUACACCGCGCUGGUGCUCUUCCGCUGCGGCUUCAGCAUCCUGCAUGCCACCAUCCAGACAAGCGAGGGGCAUAUCGUGGACACCUUCGACCUUUCGACGAAGUCGACGGAAGCUGAGAGUCUGCUUCGCUCCUACUUAGACGUCCCGAAUGGCGGAGCUGCUCGGGCAUCUUGCAAGGAGUCAACGCCUUUACCCUUCCACGCCAUCGAGUCGGACCCUGACAUGCAGGCCCACCUGCAAGCUCGCACAUGUUGCUAUUCUUUUUCCAUGGCGCACUGCUCGAGAGCCUGCGAAAAGAGAGCGUGUUUUGGCCACAGCUCUCUCAAGCGUUCAUACAUAGACCCUAAACCCUAA
Symbiodinium natans is the source of this 840-nucleotide messenger RNA. The record is from the annotation of a GenBank genome assembly. NCBI's taxonomy places the organism in Eukaryota, Dinophyceae, Suessiales, Symbiodiniaceae.